Molecule: messenger RNA, 2088 nt
Organism: Rana temporaria (common frog)
Lineage: Eukaryota; Metazoa; Chordata; Amphibia; Anura; Ranidae
Product: taste receptor type 1 member 2-like
Exons: 3
Coding region: 1-1368 (455 amino acids)
Biological process (GO): sensory perception of sweet taste; G protein-coupled receptor signaling pathway
Cellular component (GO): sweet taste receptor complex; membrane
Molecular function (GO): G protein-coupled receptor activity; sweet taste receptor activity
Source: RefSeq, a predicted model, not a curated record
AUGAGGCAUCACACGUUUGUUCUUGGUCUGGUUGUAAUUUCUGCCCAUAUUGGAUUCAGCUGUGAUAAGGAUUUUCACUCAGAAUAUUUUUAUGAAGGAGAUUACAAUCUUGGUGGUCUGUUCAGUCUUCAUGCAUCUGGAUCUGACCGCGCUCCUCGCUAUACCCCAGUGGUAGACAACUGUCUCAGAUGCUCAGCUUUAAAGACAUUAUAUGUACAUGUGUUUUUUUUUCUCUCUCCUUUCAGUUUUGAUAUCAGUCUGGCAGGGUAUUUCUAUUUUCAAGUUAUGAAGUUUGCAGUGCAAGAGAUCAACAACAGCAGCUCCCUACUACCGAACGUUACUCUGGGGUAUAACAUCUUUGAUACCUGCUAUGUACAUAACAACAUUCAGCCAGCUCUGAAAUUCAUAUCAAGAGAUGAUGUUAUUGACACUGACAAAAGUUAUACUAGCUACAUCCCCACUGUGUGUGCUGUGAUUGGCCCAGACAACAGUGAUGCGGCAGAAACUACUGCUGACAUUUUCAACCUGCUGCGUCUUCCACAGAUCAAUGUUUUUGCCACCAGUAAAAUGAUGAGUUCAGUGAGUCUGCCGGCCUGUUUUCAGACGAUCCCUAGUAGUAGGGUGCAACAACAAGCAUUUGUAGACAUUCUAAGUUAUUUUAAUUGGACUUGGAUAGCUGUCUUAGGAAGUUUUGAUGAAUAUGGGAUGCAUGGAGUCGAGCAAUUUUUAGAAGCCACCUCAGAGCUCAAUAUUUGUCUUGCCUAUAAAGACGUCAUACCCUUUAAAGUAUCUGGUCAGGAAGCGAUGUGGAAAAGCCGAAUACGCCAGAUCGCUAACAAUAUCAUCUUCACCAAUGUUAAUGUGAUCUUGAUAUUUUCAUUGGACAUCAUUCUUGUUGACUUUUUUAAUGAACUGAUGGAUAUAAACUUUCCUUCAAAAAUCUGGCUUGCUUCUGAAACUUGGUCAUUGUCUACAGAUAUAUAUGGCUUACCGAAAAUGAACAGACUAGGGGUUAUAUUUGGUAUUGCCCUAAAACAUGUGAAGAUUCCAGGCUUUGAUGAAAAUCUAAAAAAAGUGUAUAAUCAAAGCAGAAACAGUUCUGGAGCGUCAAGGCUUAAAGAAAACUGCAACCAAAACUGUGAUGGUUGCCACAACAUCUCACUAAGCAACCUUCUGGGUUUUUCAGAACAAAGAAGCAGCUUUAGCAUCUAUGCUGCAGUGUAUGCUGUGGCUAAUGCAUUACAUGAUGUACUUGGCUGUAAUAAAACCUACUGUGACAACAAGGACGUCUACCCAUGGCAAGUAGGUGGUGUUGCUUUUGUAUAUUUAUAUGUGAGCAUAGAUCAUAGAUAUCUCAAUGAGAAAUAAAGGUGCUAAAAAUGGAAGCUCAGGCCCUGUAUCAACAGGUAUCUACCAUUGCAGCUGAGAAUAAGAGAUUCUUCCUGCAGCAGAAGUACUUUAAUGAUCAAGGAAAUACAGGACACAUGAUAGCUAGGGCCCAGCAAGGGGUGACCCAUAUAGAAGCCAUCCAAAAUGUACAGGGAGAAAUGGUUACUGACCAGGCUCGAAUACCUGAAGUGUUCAAAGUUCACCCUACACAGGAGAAGCUAGAUCAUUUUCUUGAUCAGUGCUGCCUUCCAUGUAGUUCAAGACAGGGCUUCGCUGCACUUAACAGCCCAACAAAAACUAGAGGAACUUUCCUUAGCGGUAGCACAGAUGGCUAAAAAUAAAUCACCGGGAGCUGACGGAUUGCCCACAGAAACAUAUGGGAAGUAUGGGUAUACUCUUCUGCCUUUCCUACUAAAAACCCUAAAUGACGUCCUUCAAGACGGUGGUUGAUAUCUGUUAAUAACGUGUGGCAUUGGGUUCUCUCUAAUACAAAGUAGUUGAUGUGUACUUCCAGUUGGUUUGUUCUUCUCUUCUUCUCUUUUUGUUUAAAAGUUAGCAUUUCUUUGAUAGUGCAAUAAACUUAGGGUACUAUGCAAUGUAUGUCCUUCUUUUGAUAGACUAGUUGGCUAUGCAGUUAUUGCAAAUUAUUUUUUGUUAUGAGGAUUGUAUCUCCUGAUUUCUACCGAUUGUAUGCCUACU